UGCCUCCACAUGCCAUACCUCUCUCUCUCUCUCUCUCUAACUUAUUUAAAGCUACAUCCUUCUCAUUAAUACCAGAAAUGGCUGUCCUCAGCACUUUUUGAUGGUGCCUGUGAGCUUCUCCACGGCAACCCUGCCAUGGACGUUAAGCACCAAGCUCCCUUUCCCAUCUCGUACAGACACAAACUUUCCUGCACCUGACCGCACACUACCCUUUAUUGAGUCACCCACCCACCUCAGUACAAGUACACAUACUCCCCCAUACAUGUACAUGCACCGGCGUACCAGUUUUGAUGUUAUAAUACUAUACGUCUCAAUGUCAUCGCUGGUUUUAGUUUCCUUCUCUCUCUCUCUCUCUCUCUCUCUCUGUGGAUGAGGAGGACUAAGACCCUAAACUGGUUUACUCUCCACAUGGAUUCGCGGAGCAGUGCUCAACUGGUGGGCCCCGAAGAGACAUUUAGAGCUCACCCACUGUGGCUAGCUUCGUGAUGCGCGUCCACUUAGCUCCUCUGCUCAACGCCUCUGCUCUCUCUGCACUCUCUCUCUCUUCUCUGAGUUGAGUUGAUAAAGGAAUCAUGGAUGGGUGAAAGCAAAGUGAGCAGCUCGUGUUGUUGAGGAGGUCUCUUCUUCUUCCUUUUUAACUGUGGCUGGGGUGAGCCUUACCUUUUGGGAAUCGUUGGGUAACGGUGUAAAUGUGCGAUCUGGAUCAUGGGAAAGAAGGGGAGCAGCUCGUGGCUGACGGCGGUCAAACGGGCGUUUAGAUCGCCGUCCAAGGACUCCGAGAAGAAGGCCUCGAAGCAGCGAGAAGAGCCGGAGCAAGAGGAAGAAGAGAAGCACAAGAAGGAGAAGAGGAGAUGGUUGUUCCGGAAGUCGUCGGCGCACGAGCAACAGCCGCAGCAAGGGCAACAAACGAGGACGCCGCCACCGCCGCCGCCUCCGCAGGCAGCGGUGACGCCGGAGCAAAGGCACGCCAUUGCUCUGGCUGUGGCCUCGGCUGCGACGGCGGAGGCGGCUGUAGCGACUGCGCAGGCGGCGGCGGAGGUGGUGCGCCUCACCCAGCCUUCAUCUAGCUUCGCCAAGGAGCAGCACUACGCCGCCGUUGUCAUCCAAACUGCCUUUCGGGGAUACCUGGCGAGGAGGGCGUUGCGGGCUCUGAAGGGGCUCGUGAAACUGCAGGCGCUGGUGAGGGGGCACAACGUCCGGAAGCAGGCAAAGAUGACCUUGAGAUGCAUGCAAGCCCUGGUGAGGGUUCAGGCGAGGGUGAGAGACCAGCGCAUGCGGCUCGCCCAGGAGUCGUCGUCGGUGGUCUCCCGCGGCAGCAACAAGUCCUCCUUCAGCUGCGACACCUCCCUCUGGGAAUCCAAGUUCCUCCAGGAGCUCGCUGAGCGGAGAUCCAUGUCCAGAGAUGGGAGUAGCUUUGCAGAUGAUUGGGACGACCGCCCGAGAACGAUCGAGGAGAUCCAGGCGAUGCUGCAAAGCCGAAAGGAGGCUGCUCUGAAACGAGAACGGGCGCUCUCCUACGCCUUCUCUCAUCAACUCUGGAGAUCCGACCGGAACCCUUCGCCCGCGCUCGACGAAGACGCGGACCACGAGGUGGCCUCGGCGGGAGAGCAGAUGCCGAUCCGGUGGAUGGAUCGCUACAUCGCGUCGAGGUCGUCCUUCGACAACAGAGCCAGCAGCAGGGCGGCGCGAGCCUCCACCGACCACCGAGAUCCCAUCAAGACCUUGGAGAUCGACACGUCUCGACCCUUCUCUUACUCCGCCCCCGUCAACCCCCGCCGGCCGACGCCACCACCGCCAGGCAUGCAGCACGCUUGCUCCCCUCUCCACCGCGCCCAGCACCAGCACUACCAAACCCACUCGCCCGUCACGCCCUCGCCGUCCAAGACGCGGCCGUUACAGGUCCGCUCGGCCAGCCCUCGCUACGGGAGGGAGGACCGGGGCUUCUCCACCGUCCACACGCCCAGCUACCACAACCACCACGGCGCGGGAGCCUCGCGGCAGCAUCCCCCGGCGAUGGUGCCGAACUACAUGGCGGCGACAGAGUCGGCAAAGGCGCGGGUGCGAUCGCAGAGCGCGCCGAGGCAGCGACCGGCGACGCCGGAGCGGGACAGGGCCGGAUCCGCCAAGAAGCGCCUCUCCUUCCCGGCGCCGGAUCCUUACGGGUACUCGCAGAGCCUGCGGAGCCCGAGCUUCAAGAGCGCGACGGGGCGGUUCGCGGGGGACCCGCGCUCCAAUGUGUCGUCCUCGUGUAACGACAGCCUCGGCGGCGAGGUGUCCCCGUCCUCGACGACGGACCUCCGGCGGUGGCUCCGAUGAGAAGCUGGGUGGCGGUCCAAUUGUAGGUUUCUUGCUUUCGUUCUGGUCAUCCUGUUGGUGUCAUUUGGUUCCGUGCCAUGGGGAGAACUCGGAGUACAUGUGGACGCGGCCUGCAGCGGCAGAAAAGGUAGUCGGUGGCGUUGGGUUGGUAGCCGCCGCCGCCGCCGCCGCCGCCGCAGAGCGUGCAGGGUGUGCGUGCGUUGGGUUGGUCUCCACUUAUGGGAAAUCAUAGAAGCUGCGGUCACAUCUUGGGCUUCGAGCACAGGAAGUGGAAGGAGUGACGGGAAGAAGAGCAGUAGCCCACCCUCUAGUGGAUUCUUCUUUGGUUCUUUUGACUGCCGUGCUGUGUGUUUGGUCGUUCAUUGUUGCUUGGUUCAUUCACUCUCUUGUUUUGGUGUGCUGUGGUACCUGACCGCAUUAUCUAAUAAGAUGAGAGUGGGCAUGUCUGCAGAGCA
Messenger RNA from Musa acuminata AAA Group (dessert banana), 2771 nucleotides. Its product is annotated as protein IQ-DOMAIN 18. The record is from RefSeq and is a predicted model, not a curated record. NCBI's taxonomy places the organism in Eukaryota, Viridiplantae, Streptophyta, Magnoliopsida, Zingiberales, Musaceae. The coding region runs from base 706 to 2316 and encodes 536 amino acids. Gene Ontology annotation, molecular function: protein binding. The transcript is spliced from 5 exons.